UGGUCCUGACCGGCGAGCGUGGCCUCUACGGGAGCUUCAACAACAACGUGCUCAAGAAGGCGGACAUCCGCGACAUCCGCAUGGAGGAGCUCGAGCAGCUAGGCCUCUAGUACAACGUCAUCAACGUGGGGAAGAAGGGCAACGCCUACUUCCAGCACCGCCCCUACAUCCCGCUGGAGCAGGAUCUGGAGGUGAACGGCGUGCCCACCGUGAAGGACUCGCAGGCUAUUUGCGACCUCGUAUACUCCCUCUUCAUCUCGGAGGAGGUGGACAAGGUGGAGUUGCUCUACUCCAAGUUCGUGUCGUUGGUGCGCUCCGACCCCAUCAUCCAGACGCUGCUCCCCAUGUCCCCCAAAGGCGAGAUCUGCGACGUCAACGGCGUCUGCGUGGACGCCACCGAGGACGAGCUCUUCCGCCUCACCACCAAGGAGGGGAAGCUCACCGUGGAGCACGAGAAGGUGAAGAUCGAGACGCAGCCCUUCUCCCCUGUGGUGCAUUUCGAGCAGGACCCCGUGCAGAUCCUGGACGCGCUGCUCCCGCUCUACCUCAACAGCCAGCUCCUCCGUGCCCUGCAGGAGUCGCUCGCUAGCGAGCUCGCCGCCCAGAUGAGCGCCAUGAGCAGCGCCACCGACAAUGCCAUCGAGCUCCGCAAGAACCUCUCCAUCGCUUACAACUGACAGCGCUAGGCCAAGAUCACCGAGGAGAUCCUCGAGAUCGUCGCUGGUGCUGACGCCCUCGUCGGCUGAGCCUGAGCCCUCCUGCUAUACAUAAUUCUUUUUCUCAUUUUCUUGUUGUCCAGUCUGCCUGUAAUUCCUGACACCACAAACAUAACAGAGCUCGCGACAUACACAAUAAUUUCA
Zea mays is the source of this 860-nucleotide messenger RNA. RefSeq names its product ATP synthase subunit gamma, chloroplastic-like. Gene Ontology annotation, biological process: proton motive force-driven ATP synthesis. Gene Ontology annotation, molecular function: proton-transporting ATP synthase activity, rotational mechanism. NCBI's taxonomy places the organism in Eukaryota, Viridiplantae, Streptophyta, Magnoliopsida, Poales, Poaceae. The coding region runs from base 345 to 677 and encodes 110 amino acids. The transcript has a single exon. Gene Ontology annotation, cellular component: chloroplast thylakoid membrane. The record is from RefSeq and is a predicted model, not a curated record.